AUGAUCACACAGAUCAAGAUCAACAGCGAAGUUCAGAAGGCAUACAACGAGCUUGCACAUGGUGAGCACAAGUACAUCAUCUUCUCGCUCAAUAACGAUCUCACAGAAAUCGUCCUCAAGAAAGCAGCAAGCCCAUAUGCUUCACACGACGAAUUCCUCGAUGACAUUGAAGCAGAGGGCAUAUGCUACGCAAUUUACAAGUGCGUCUUCCCUUCGAAGUCAUACGGAUUCGACAUCACGAAAGACGUUUUCAUUACUUAUGUAUCUCCACGCGCAGAUAGGAGGAAGAAGAUGGUCAUCGCAGGAGCAGCUAUCUCAACAAAGAGCGCAUUCAACGGAGUCUCGAUAUCGAUGCAAGGUGCGAACGACGAACAACUCAGCCUCAAAAACAUCCAAGAGAAAUGCGCUUACUACUCUUCCUGA
This is a messenger RNA of Trichomonas vaginalis G3, 423 nucleotides long. Its product is annotated as actin filament depolymerization. Gene Ontology annotation, cellular component: actin cytoskeleton; cytoplasm. The coding region runs from base 1 to 423 and encodes 140 amino acids. NCBI's taxonomy places the organism in Eukaryota, Parabasalia, Trichomonadida, Trichomonadidae. The record is from RefSeq and is a predicted model, not a curated record. Gene Ontology annotation, molecular function: actin filament binding. Gene Ontology annotation, biological process: actin filament depolymerization. The transcript has a single exon.